AUGGGACCUAUCUCUGAGCUUACCGACACGUACGCAUUCGACUGUUACUUUCGUCAAACAUGGAGUGACGAUCGUUUGAAAUUUAAUAGUGAAUAUCGUAAAACUCUUUCAUUGGGUAUGUCGAUGCUUGACAAAAUAUGGAAACCAGAUACGUUCUUUUGGAAUGGUCAUGGAUCGUGGAUACAUACGUUGACAACGCCGAAUCGCUUGGUUCGGUUAAGCGCAGAGGGUGAAAUUCUUUAUUCAUCAAGAUUAACUGUCAAAGCGAAAUGUCAAAUGGACCUACAUCGAUAUCCAUUGGAUAUUCAAGUAUCAAUUCAUCGCAUGAACUAUUCGGCAUUAGAAGUUCGAUUUUAUUUGCAUCGUCACUUUGGAUAUUUCUUAAUAAAUUUUUAUGUGCCAUGUACCUUAAUUGUACUUUUGUCGUGGGUAGCACUAUGGAUUAAUCGAGAAGCAACUUCAGAUCGUAUUGGUCUCGGCAUCACCAGUGUGCUAACGAUGACUUUUCUGUCGUUUGACAGUCGUUCCGAGUCACCUCGUGUGGAUUUUCCGACUGCACUCGAUGUUUAUAUUCUGAUUUGUUUUAUGACAUUGUUGAUUUGCAUUUGUGAAUUCACGGUCGUUCAUUACUACACGAAAUUCAACACGGCUGAUCCAGAAUUGCAAAGGGCCGAGAAAGACCGAAUUCGACGAAUGCUGAGAAAGGUUCCGAAAGAAGCGAUGUUGAGUGGUCGUCAGAUGAUACUCCGCAGACGUUCAGUGGCAGUCUCAGAUAGAUUCAAUCGACUCGAUGGAGGUCGCUAUUCAGUAUGCGCUCAUCGGAACAGUGAUCCACCACCUCAAGGAAACUAUCUCUUAACGCAGCAACCAACACCCAAAGUGAACUCAACUUUAAGCGAAUUUGAUAUUCGCACAUUUCAAACAGAUUCUCUUGGGUGGCGUCUUUACUACAUGAUGAUUGAUUUGGGAAAGCGAACGGAUCCGUUCGAAAUACAAGUCAACUCGAUAAGUGUUCUCGAUAAAAUCUGUCGACUCAUUUUGCCGAUUGCAUUCGCGUCCGUUGUUCUCAUCUACUACAACUUCUACGCGAAUACACCUCAUCACAUCGCUUUUCAUGAUCAAUAUUCAUUCUGA
Molecule: messenger RNA, 1134 nt
Organism: Anisakis simplex (herring worm)
Lineage: Eukaryota; Metazoa; Nematoda; Chromadorea; Rhabditida; Anisakidae
Source: the annotation of a GenBank genome assembly